AUGAAGAUGGCCAGCCAACUCUCGCAAGCCUUUCCUCCCGCUCCAAAGUUCACAGAAGAAAGUGUUCCCGACCUCACAUCCAAAGUUUACAUCGUCACCGGUGCCUCAGCAGGUGUGGGCAAAGAGCUCGCUCGUCUCUUGUACAGCCGUAACGGCACAGUUUACGUUGCGGCACGUUCAGCAGAGAAAGCAAACACCGCGAUAUCUUGGAUCAAGGAGCGCCACCCAAAUGCAACUGGUCAGCUGCACUUCCUCAAGCUAGACCUCAACGAUCUAGGAGGAAUCAAGUCUUCCGCCGAGGAGUUUCUGAGCAAGGAACAGAGACUGGAUGUGCUUUUCAACAAUGCGGGCGUCAUGAUGCCGCCUCAGGGCAGCAAGACGGAGCAAGGAUACGAACUGCAAAUCGGCACGAAUUGUCUAGCGCCUUUCUUGUUCACAAAACUGCUUACCCCGCUAAUCGUGCAAACUGCCAAAUCAAGUCCACCCGGUAGUAUCAGAGUGGCCUGGGUGUCCUCGAGCGCAGCCGAGGUCGUUGCGCCGCGGGGUGGAGUCGACAUGGACAACCUCGAUUACAAGAAGGACCAAUCAGCAACGACAAAAUACGCCAUUAGCAAAGCAGGCAACGUGUUACAUGCGAUUGAAUAUCAGAGAAGACACAAGAACGACGGAGUGGUUAGCACUGCACUUCACCCGGGACUCCUCAAAUCUGAGUUGACGCGACAUUCAGGGACUUUAUUGAGUUUGCUUUCCAGGCCCUUUCAGCAUAAACCAGUAUAUGGUGCCUAUACGGAGCUUUUCGUGGGACUGGCACCUGAAGCUGCAAAUCUCAAGGAAGGAGAUUGGGUCAUACCCUGGGGGAGAAUUGUAGAGGUCCGGAAGGACCUUGUGGCCGAUGGUAAAGCAGGACCUUUUUGGGAGUGGAGUGAGAAGCAAGUAGAACCGUAUGCAUAG
Molecule: messenger RNA, 951 nt
Organism: Bipolaris zeicola 26-R-13
Lineage: Eukaryota; Fungi; Ascomycota; Dothideomycetes; Pleosporales; Pleosporaceae
Exons: 2
Coding region: 1-951 (316 amino acids)
Source: RefSeq, a predicted model, not a curated record